This is a messenger RNA of Gloeophyllum trabeum ATCC 11539, 3286 nucleotides long. RefSeq lists its product as uncharacterized. The record is from RefSeq and is a predicted model, not a curated record. NCBI's taxonomy places the organism in Eukaryota, Fungi, Basidiomycota, Agaricomycetes, Gloeophyllales, Gloeophyllaceae. The transcript has 7 exons. The coding region runs from base 64 to 2730 and encodes 888 amino acids.
AUCUUCGUCACUCCCAAGCUCUUCUAGGUCGCCGUCACUCGCGUCGCUGAGGUCUCCUGUGCGAUGUCUACUGUUACAAUGACGGAGACGUAUGAUACGCAGAUGAUGGACUACUCGGGCGACAUUGACAUGCAAAUGCAGGGCUCUUCUGACACCUGGUUCAACAAUGAUAGCAGCAUGGCGGAGGAUGGCUCAAUGGACGAAUCUGCUCAGGUCGAUAUUGGAGAUGUCGAGAUUGAGAUGGAGGCAGAUGCUGGUGAGAAUGUCGAGUUCGAAAUGAUUGACGACGUAGAGAACGUCGCGGCGCCGGAUGGCGGCUUAGUGGAUGUCGAGGUUUACGACGUCUCCCGAGUACACUCGCCGGCUCCCAUGGCACCAGACCUCCCCGAUGCAAUAUUUCACGAUGCAAAUGUUGAAGAACCGUCCGGGAUGUUCGGGGAAAAUCCGACCGUUCCUUCCACGAUGUCGCUAGCUGACAAUCAGGACACGAAUAGCACUGUGAAUUGCCGACGGUCCUCGCAAGACCCUCGCCUAUCCCCGCAGGCUGAAGGCGCGUCCCCCUCGCUAGUACAAAAGCCUCAAGAUGCGCCGGGCUCUGCUGUAUCGCAGUUGGAAAUACUUUCAGCAGCAGAGAAUCUGGGCGGAAGCAUCUCCUCGUCCAUUGCGGCGUCCACAGCGCACGACGCACACGGAGAUGCCGUCGACGCUCAUGAAGCUCGUGUUGCAUCUGCAGACGAUCCUCAUAAUGGCGUCGAAGCAUCCAAGGUGGACCCGAACCCAGCAACAGUGGAGAUUGUCGCAUCCCCUGAGGAGACUUCCCCCCAAAACGUACCUCAGGAACAGGCAGAGGUCGCAGCGGAACUCGAGGCACAUGCGCGUGACCGUGAAAGUGUAGACCCAUUACUUCGGGCAAGCUCGGUCUCGGCACUACCUAGCGAUCUACGCGAAACCACAGAGUCUGCUGACGGACCUUCCUUAUCCUCUGCGGUCAAUCCGCAAGAUGUAGAGGAAGCGUCUGUCGUUCCGCAGGAUGAAUCUUCUGACAUGGAGACUCAUGCAGACAUAACUGAACCACCGGCCGCGACAGGGGACUACGAAGCAUCCAGGGCUGGACAGGAUGAUCCUCAUCAGAUAUCUGAAGGAGUAUACAUUGACCCGCCUCCUGCUGUCCUCCUCGCUUUACCAGCGGGUUCCACGCCGUCAGAAUGCUGCCUUUUCAAUCAACCGUCCAGUUCGUCUGGGACUUCGAGCCCCGCCGAAGAGCAUGACAGCGCGCCUGCUGAUUAUCUCUUGUUUUUGCACCAACGCCCGGUACUGUAUUAUGAGCCGUUGAGCGACGUCUUUGAUGCUUUGAGGCGAGAGGAGCAUUUGACAUCCAUCCCAGAGUUGAUGACUGGCGAGUUGAGUCUUGAUGCAUAUGACCUGCAACUUGUGAUUUCAGAGGACAAUGUCUUCGCUCGAGAGAUCAGUUUACAUGACCUCAACGCGCUGCAUGAUGGGUUUGGUCUUGCAGGCCCUCUACGUCUUCGAUUGUCUUUCAGCGCGCCCAGGUUUAUAUUGCGAUAUCACGAACUUCGCGAACAGCUAGGGCGCUUGAACAUUGAAGAAAGCGCACAACCUGCCAGUGAAGAUACCACUGACGGACUUCCGAACGCCCCCGUCACCCAUCAGCAGGUAGACGAACCGCAUAGUCUGGAACAGAACGAUCCCGAAGACCCCGCGUUACAAGAACAUAAAGGAAACGAAGAACCAUUCACAUUCCAUCAGGCUUCCGGGUCGGGAGAGACACACGAGGACCAAUAUUUGGACGAGACACCGCAAGAUCGAGAGGGAACUACAGGAAAGACGACCACGGAAGGUAACUUCGCGGGGGGCGAUGCUCUGCAAGCUUCCAGUGACCCCACGACGCUUUUGGAAGAUCAGACCUACCAAGAGGAGCAAACGGAUUCAGUCUCUAGUGCUACAUUGGAUGCAGACGCUAUUCACGACGAUCCCGAUGCCGAAGAGGACGAAGAACUUGGUGGUGACUAUGGUGCUUAUGAGGAGUACGCAAAUGCUAAUGAGGAUGACGAUGAGAGGUUCGGUGAAGCGUUACCGGAGGAACUUGGAGGUACGGUUGACGUGGACGACGGCUUACCACCUGAGUAUCACUCUUCCACACUUAUCGAGCCUGGUGACGUGGUCGAAGGCGGCGAAGAGCCUUCUCUUCAGGGCAAUGGGCCUCAGUCUCUGCUGCAUAACCAAGAAACUUCAGGACAUGGGGAGGAGGAAGUACCAGAUGUUUCUGGGGAACUAGAGGGCGAGGAUUUUGACGCUGGUCAAGAUAACGAGACGUCCACGCAUAGCAAUGAGCCACUUUCUGAAGAUAAAUCCAGAUCCGCUUACCCUUCCGAUCGAGACGACCUGGUUGAUCCGACAGAAGAUCCUGUUGUAGUCACCUACACUGAAGAACCCCCAGAUGUUCCUGAGUAUCCUGAGAACGAAGAGCAUCAAGAUGUUGAGCGGGAGGAAGCAGCCAACGAGGAUGACGAAACACAGUGGAAUGAAGACCUGAGCGAUACUGAUGCGACAUGGGACGCUGACCCAGACUCUGGUCCCCUGGAAGACGACCAUGUAGUCUCUCACAAGCAUUCCAAAAGAAGCUUUGACGAGUUGGAAGAUGACUUCUCUGAUGAUGAUGAGCAGUCUCCGACGUCCUCGCCCGAAUCCAAGCGAGCACGUAAAGAGUAGGGUUUGCGGCCACGCCGUUAUAUGCCCGAAGCUGUGUUCUUUCAGCCGUUUUGUGCAAGUUCCUCCAAGAUCGUGCUCCCCCCACAACGACCUACCGGCACAGUAUGAAGGACAGCCGACGCGUUUGACAUGUCUUACCAUCUGAUACCGCGUGGUCAAGCAUUUCGCAGUAUUUUACGACUGAGCAUCAAGACAUUUGCGAAGGCUAAGUAAUUUCUUCUCGGUUCCGCAGGUUUACAUUCUAUUCCCCUUACCAUGUGCACAACCUCCUUGUAUGGGCUGUAUCUCACUUGCAUCUUGUUACUCACGUUUAUAGGCCCUGAACGUCCUGAAGAUCUGCAAGAGCAUCGUGGGGGGAAGGGAACGAACCGUUUCACUGUAGAAAAUAUUUAAUACCAUACAAUAACCCUGGCCCGGAGUCUCCGAACAGCUGGUGGAAAUUGUCUUACAUUAUCGCUCGUCCAAUAUACACCACUCUGUAUUGCAUUACUUGGAUGUCUAUGUGUAGUCUAUCCAGACCUCCUGAUUUAAGAAAAUUGGAUAGUACAAGAAAUGG